Insectozyma verbasci is the source of this 900-nucleotide messenger RNA. Lineage: Eukaryota; Fungi; Ascomycota; Pichiomycetes; Serinales; Debaryomycetaceae. The record is from the annotation of a GenBank genome assembly.
AUGAAAUUCAUACAAUUUAUACAUUUACUUUCAUUAUUGAGUAUUGUUAUAUCAUUACAAGAUUCUUAUACUUUAGAUUCUAAUAUAUUUGAAUUAACUUCAUCAAAUUUUAAUAAAGUAAUUCAUAAUUCAAAUUAUACUUCAAUUGUAAAAUUUUAUGCACCAUGGUGUCAAUAUUGUCAGAAACUUAAACCUGUGUGGACAAAAUUAGGUAAAUUUAUAAAUGAUUCAAAAUAUUCAAUAAAUGUUGCUAGUGUUAAUUGCGAUAAAGAUUAUAAUAAACAAUUAUGUUCACAAUAUAAAAUUUCAGGUUUUCCGACUUUGAUGGUUUUUAGACCACCAAAAUUUAGCAAAGGAGCAGCAAGUGUAAAUACUAAAAAUCAUGCUUCGGAAGUUUAUAAUGGUGAAAGAUCAGUUAAAUCUAUUGUAAAUUUUAUAACUUCAAGGAUUAAAAAUUAUGUUAAAAAAUUUCACAAUAUAAAUUCAGAUGGUUUAAAAGAGUGGUUAGAAGAAAAAGAAGGAGGAGGAGGAGUCAAAGUUUUAUUAAUAACAAAAGCAAAUUCAAUUAGUCCUUUAUUGAAAUCAUUAGCUAUUGACUAUUUAAAUAAAGUGGAUUUUGCAAUGAUUGGUAAAUUAAACGAAGAUUCAAAAUUACUUGAAAUUGAUGGAGUGGAAGUUACUAUCGCACCAAGUACAUCAUCUACAUUAUUAUAUUAUGAUAAAGAAGAUCAUAAAUUUAUUAAAUAUGAAGAAAGUAAGAAAUUAAAUGAUAAAUUACAAAUUGAAAAAUGGAUAUCAAAAAUUUCAAACAUUUCACCAGUUGAAGGUCCAUUAUCUAAAAAAGGUAAAAAGUUUUCAAAAUAUAGAGGUGUUAAAAAAGUAGAACAUGAUGAAUUAUGA